UUUGAUCUCAGUAUAAAGAGAAUGUUUGUGUUCAAGAAGUAAACAUCAAACAAUUUCCAUACUCUUUAUUGUGAACAAUUUCAGUCUUCAUUACGAAGUGCUAAUGAUACAUUAUGAUUGUUCUAAUCGUUUUGGCAUAUUCUCUUUCAUUUUGUUCAGCUUCAAGAUGUGGACAACGAGAAUCAGCUAAUCCAAGAAUCGUAAAUGGUUUCAUUGUGGAACCAAAAAAGUUCCCAUUUGUUGUGGCCAUAUACAUAAAUCAUGGUAGCUAUGUCUGUGUUGGAACACUUAUAACACCAAAAUUUCUUGUGACAGCCGGACAUUGCUUCGAUGAAGGUUUAACUUACAAUAUUGUGGCUGGUACAACUGAUUUACGGAAAGUUGAAGAUAAAUAUAGAAGGAUGAUCAAGACUGUCACCAAACAUCCAGAGUACGAGUAUAGCUAUACCGGUAUCAAAUAUGACGUGGCAGUUGCCGAACUGGAUGAGGAACUGUCAUUAGUACCAGAAAAAAUCAUGUAUGCCAGUCUGCCACCCUUCUCAUCGGUGAUUCCUGAAGAGUUUGGAACCGUAUUGGGUUGGGGAGAUACACAUGACGAAAACAUUCCUUCUGAAACCGUUCUGUUGGGAGUGAAUCUGAUCAUUGAUAUUGAUUGCGAUGCUUCGGAUGAAUUCUUCUGUCUGGGACACCCUGAUGGUGAUAAAGAUUCUUGCUACGGUGAUUCUGGAGGACCCUUUAUAAUCAAUGGUACUCUGUAUGGUGUUGUUUCGCAUAGUACGAGUGCGGAUUGUGGUACAGGCAUUCCAGGACGAUAUACGAAAAUUCCAUAUGUAGUUAUGUGGAUUAGAGAAAUAGCUGGACUGCCUAGGAGACUGUCAACUUCAUGCUGUCAACAUAAAGCUCACAGAAAAUGCUGCUGAGAAAUGUAUUCAGACCGAAUUUUCCUGGUUUAUGAAUUAUACACUUGUAAGGAAACAGUGAUCUUAAUCCUGGAAUAAAUUAGUUGAAUUUGC
This is a messenger RNA of Coccinella septempunctata (seven-spotted ladybird), 1013 nucleotides long. Its product is annotated as brachyurin-like. Bases 114 to 920 code for a protein of 268 amino acids. Gene Ontology annotation, biological process: proteolysis. The transcript is spliced from 4 exons. The record is from RefSeq and is a predicted model, not a curated record. Gene Ontology annotation, molecular function: serine-type endopeptidase activity. Lineage: Eukaryota; Metazoa; Arthropoda; Insecta; Coleoptera; Coccinellidae.